Messenger RNA from Exophiala viscosa, 1152 nucleotides. RefSeq names its product elongator complex protein 4. The transcript is spliced from 2 exons. The coding region runs from base 1 to 1152 and encodes 383 amino acids. The record is from RefSeq and is a predicted model, not a curated record. Lineage: Eukaryota; Fungi; Ascomycota; Eurotiomycetes; Chaetothyriales; Herpotrichiellaceae. Gene Ontology annotation, cellular component: cytoplasm; transcription elongation factor complex; elongator holoenzyme complex. Gene Ontology annotation, biological process: tRNA wobble uridine modification.
AUGUCCUUUCGCAAGCGCAAUGUAGGCCUUUCUGGCUCUGCGGGUCCUGGAGAAUCUCCACAACCGCACCCGAAGGAACCUGUUCAUCUGCCCGGAGUUCGUCCUUCGCCUAUAGAUGGACGACUCACGACGUCAACUGGCACGACCAGCUUUGAUUCCCUGAUUGCUGGACAUUCUGGACUCCCUCUUGGAUGCUCGGUCUUGAUUGAGGAGAGCGGAACCACAGACUAUGCUGGUGCGCUGAUGAGAUUCUAUGCCGCUGAAGGCCUCCUACAAAACCACCAUGUCCAUGUCGUUGGCAUGCCCGAACACUGGGGUCGAGAACUCCCGGGCGUUGUUGGGGAUUCAGAGAAGAAAGAGAAGCCAGCUGAAGGCACGGAGAAGAUGAAGAUUGCAUGGAGAUACGAGCAUAUGGGACAGUUCGGAGCCAGUACCAAUGCAAGAGAACGGCCACAAAGAGCCGUCGGCACGGGUUCAGAGACGGCGCCUGCGUCGUUCUGUCACACAUUCGACCUGACGAAGAGGCUUGUCCACCCAGCUUCAUCAAAGAUCGACUUUCUCCAAUUGAGUUCGAGCCCUUCAGAGUCACCUUUUGUACCGGUGAUGAAGCAGUUGUAUGCUUCGAUUUCGAACUCUGCACCAAACACGGUGCACCGCAUCGUCAUACCAUCGAUGCUUUCUCCCGCUCUUUAUCCCCCACAAUGCAGCCAGCCACAACAUAUUCUUAAAUUCCUGCAUGGCCUUCGGGCUUUGUUUGUGGAAUACCCUGGCAGGAUUAUAGCCAUGAUGUCGCUUCCCUUAUCGCUCUACCCGAGAUCGUCAGGACUGGUGAGGUGGAUUGAGCUGCUAAAUGACGGUGUCUUCGAGCUCGCUCCAUUUCCCCACUCGGCGGACGCGGAUGCGAACGUAUCUCGUGGGCCAGCUGGCACGGCAGAAGAACCGCCUCAAGGCCUAUUACAAGUCCACAGAAUACCGAUAUUGCAUGAGCGUGGCAGCGGAACCAGCACUUCAGAGAACGACUGGACUUUCACUCUGAGCAGGAGAAAGUUCAUCAUAAAGCCAUUCAAUCUUCCGCCCCUUGAGGGUGACACUGAAGCCCAGCAAACUUCGAGCUCAGAUCAAAAGACCAAGAAGGCCGAUGUGGAAUUUUGA